Macadamia integrifolia is the source of this 2401-nucleotide messenger RNA. Its product is annotated as probable LRR receptor-like serine/threonine-protein kinase RKF3. Gene Ontology annotation, molecular function: ATP binding; protein kinase activity. The transcript has a single exon. The coding region runs from base 264 to 2123 and encodes 619 amino acids. The record is from RefSeq and is a predicted model, not a curated record. Gene Ontology annotation, biological process: protein phosphorylation. NCBI's taxonomy places the organism in Eukaryota, Viridiplantae, Streptophyta, Magnoliopsida, Proteales, Proteaceae.
GUGAAAGUAUUUGGUUUCUCCUCUUCCUUCCUUCCCUCAGUCUUAAAUAUCUCAGAAAAUUUCUAAGCUCUGGUGUUUCGUCCGUCUGUUCUUCCACAGAGUGUAUAGACUAUGGAGUCCCCACUAGUCUUCUUUGGACAAAAACAGAAAUGAAAUCCCAACAAGGUAUCAUAAUUGACAGAGAAGGGUGGAGGGGUGAAGAAGAAGAAGAAGAAGAAAAAGGCUAACUUGCAGAACUUGGUAAGACCCUGGAGCUCUCUCUCAUGUCUCUCCUUCGUUUAUUGAUUUUGCUCAUCGCGUUGGGUUUCAACUCUGGUUUCGUAAUUGCGCUCGAAUUCCGACAUCGGAGACUUGCAGACGCUCCCUGUCCUUUGAAUUUCGAGGCUUUAAGAGAACUCGUCGGUUCGAACCAGCUCGACCUUCCUGAUGUCUCCGCGAAGUGUCAAUACGUUCUUCAAGGUCUCCGUUUCGUUGAGUCUCUGUAUCUUCAAACCACUGGGUUCUUUCUUCCUCCGGUAAAUGCCUCUGAGUCUUGUUGGGAGUCUUACCAAACCUUAAUCAAUGAAAUCAUCCCCAAUUUCGACAUUCUUAUCUCUUGUGGCUUCCAGACCAGUUGGAUUUCGGAGGGUUGUAUGAAUAUUAGGUCUCUUUCGCAGUUUGAAUCGAUAGUUCCAGAGUCCUCUUUGCUGGAUGUCCGGCAUUCCUGCAACCAGUCCCUUGAGAAUGGAUCUCCCUGUGCUUCGUGCACCACAAGCCUGUCGAGACUCCAGGCAGCUUACCUGCGCGGCACUCAAGUUGGGAACGUCUCGGUCUGUGCUGGGUACCCGUCAAUCUAUGGUGCCGGUUACGUCAAUCGGUUUGGGCCGAAAGACAAAGGGACUGCCAUGUGUUUGUUCUCUCUAAAUUUCUCUUCCUCUGCUUCUAGCAACAUCAGACGCAAGACCCUUAUUUCUGGGGUUGUGAUAGGCGGUUGUGUUGGCUUUCUGGGUGCAGUUGUUGGCUUUUGGUUUUUAAGGAGAAGGUAUAAGAAACAGCGGAGUAGGAGGAAGGUGUUUGUCAAUACUCCUAGGAUGAGUUCAUUUUCGGGUUUGAAAUUGAUUAGCGAGAGUACGACUCUUAUCAAGUUCUCGUUCGAUGAAAUCAAACAGGCUACGAGGAAUUUUUCUAGGGAUAACAUAAUUGGCAAGGGAGGCUAUGGGAAUGUUUAUAAGGGAAUUCUACAAGACGGGUCUGAGGUUGCAUUGAAGAGGUUUAAGAACAGCUCUGCUUCUGCCGAUGCCAGCUUCACCCAUGAAGUUGAGGUUAUUGCCAGUGUGAGGCAUGUAAACCUUAUUGCUCUCAGAGGAUACUGCACUGCCACUACUCCUUUUGAAGGCCCCCAGCGGAUAAUCGUGUUCGAUUUGAUGAGCAAUGGAAGUCUCCAUGACCAUCUGUUUGGAUCUAUAGACAAGAAGCUUAGCUGGCCAAUCCGUCAGAAAAUUGCACUUGGGACGGCGAGGGGCUUGGCUUACUUGCAUUACGGGGCACAGCCAGCCAUCAUCCACAGGGAUAUUAAGCCUAGUAAUAUCCUGUUGGACGAGAUGUUUGAGCCCAAAGUGGCGGACUUUGGUUUUGCCAAGUUGACACCAGAGGGGAUGACCCAUCUGAGCACCAGGGUGGCGGGGACACUGGGUUAUGUUGCCCCUGAGUAUGCCCUGUAUAGGCAUUUAACCGAGAGAAGUGAUGUUUACAGCUAUGGGAUCGUGCUUCUUGAACUUCUGAGUGGAAAGAAGGCAAUUGUUAGUACUAAUAAUGAUGGCCGUACCUCCCUUGUGGCGGAUUGGGCUUGGUCUCUGGUGAAAAUAGGGAGAGCUUUAAAUGUCAUCGAAGACGGCAUGCCUGAGUUGGGUGCUAAAGAAGUCAUGGAGAAGUACGUCCAUGUUGCUGUUCUUUCUUCUCAUCCGCAUUUAUAUGCUAGGCCAACUAUGGAUCAGAUUGUGAAGAUAUUGGAGACUGACCUGCCAGUUCCCUCAAUACCAGAACGCCCUAUUCCUCUUGUAGCGGAGAUUGGUGCUACUGAUAUAUCAGUGAAUGGUAAUAGCUCAAGUCAGUUGUCUUCUCUACCAGAAAAAAAACUGGUCUAGUUCUGCUGGCUACCAGUCUCAUCAACAAUCCAAGUUCUGAGAAGAGGAAAUCUCAGUACUGGAGAACCAUACAAAGUAGUAAGAUGAUUUGACAUUAAUUGAUCAUCACCAACUCUCCAUUAAUUUCUUGCUUCUAUACCUGGUAUGCUUGCCCUGCUUUAUUUGUUGGAUUGUAGAUUGAUUUUUUCACAAACAGGGAAUUUUAGCUGUCUGUUGUAAAGACACAAUACAAUGUUAAGAGAAGUAGUGCAUAAAUUGGAGAUAUUUUCAUAGUCCAA